AUGGCGCCAAGCAAGAAGGGUUGGCAGAUGAUUGAGAUCAUUUCGGUCUUGGUCAGUCUCUGCCUAAUCUCAGUGGUGCUGCGAGUCGUCGCUCGCCUUCGCAGGAGAGUCGGGUUCGGCAUAGAUGAUUAUUUGAGCCUCGUGUCCAUGGUGCUCCUCAUUGCGAUGUUGGUCGAGCUCAUUCUUUGGUGUUCAAUUGGAGGCAAUGGUGCCCAUAUCGCGGAUCUCUCUCCCAAAACCCUCAUGAACUACUGGAAGAUCUUCCUCUCCAACCAAUUCACCUACUUCCUACUCUGCCCCUGUAUCAAGAUCUCCAUCAUCUGCUUCUACCGACGCCUCUUCUCAACCCCAAAGUUCCAAACAGUCAGCUUCGGCCUAAACUGCCUAAUCGCCGCCUGGGGCACAGGAAUCUUCCUAGCCUGCGCAGGACAAUGUCGACCGCUACGGGCAUACUGGGACCACAGCGUUAAAGGAACAUGUUUCAACGCGCUGGAAUUCAUCAUUGUCAACCAAGCCUUCAACGUACUAAUGGACUUCGUGAUCCUCAUCCUGCCCAUCCCAAUGAUCUGGAACCUCCACCGCGCGUGGCAAGACAAGCUCGCGCUGAACGGGGUGUUCGCACUCGGCGGCUUCGUCUGCUUCGCAAGCAUCUACCGCAUCGUCGUGCUCUUCUGGAUCAGCCCGUCUGACCCAACCUUCACUGUCUACCAGGCGACUCUGUGGACCCACAUCGAGCCUGCCGUUGGUUUGAUUUGCUCUAACUUGCCGAUCAUCCGUGGCUUGUUCCCGGCGCUUAAGUUAGGGGGCUCGCGCAAUGGAACGGGUCCGGCGUAUAUCAAUACCGAUCACACGAACUCUUUGUUCUUGUCGAAAUCUAGCCCCCUCUCCCCGGACUUUGAGUAUAUUAAGAUGUACAAUGCUCAGGUCGAGGGCAAGGCACCCAGACACCUUGGUGAUGAUCUACACCCGCAGAUUAUCAAUGUCCAGACGGAUAUUUCUAUACUUCCGGGAAAUGACUCCACUACUAAGCUGAAUCCGUGA
Molecule: messenger RNA, 1041 nt
Organism: Penicillium egyptiacum
Lineage: Eukaryota; Fungi; Ascomycota; Eurotiomycetes; Eurotiales; Aspergillaceae
Source: the annotation of a GenBank genome assembly